CUUACUGUCAGUACUUUGCGAUAUAUUCCAGGAUUUUGGACAGGUGCUUCGUUUAAAACCAAUCCUACCAAGUUCCCAGCAAACCUGGAGCAGCUUCGACGACAACAUUUGGAGUUGUGUCAUCUCGUGGACAUUCUAGAUCGUCCUAUGAGAAUGCUCUAUCUUUAA
Messenger RNA from Patella vulgata (common limpet), 168 nucleotides. RefSeq lists its product as uncharacterized. The record is from RefSeq and is a predicted model, not a curated record. The annotation marks the transcript as partial. The transcript has 3 exons. NCBI's taxonomy places the organism in Eukaryota, Metazoa, Mollusca, Gastropoda, Patellidae.